Molecule: messenger RNA, 2597 nt
Organism: Macadamia integrifolia
Lineage: Eukaryota; Viridiplantae; Streptophyta; Magnoliopsida; Proteales; Proteaceae
Product: CO(2)-response secreted protease-like
Exons: 9
Coding region: 2-2422 (806 amino acids)
Biological process (GO): proteolysis
Molecular function (GO): serine-type endopeptidase activity
Source: RefSeq, a predicted model, not a curated record
CAUGCCACCAAAGACAUAUAUCUUCCUUCACAGACCUACAUUUGCAGUACCACCCAAUUCAAGAUCAAUAGCAAAGAUGGAUCAAGGCCUUUCCUUCUGCUAUCUACUCUUUUUGUUUCUCUUUCUAGUUCUCUUAUCAUCUGGAUCAGUAGUAGAGGCUGGGACAAGAGUCACAGAUGGUAACACAAACACCUACAUCGUUUACAUGGGAGCUGCUGCUUCUUCUUCAUCGCGGGUGGGUUCAGUACCACAGGAUCAAGCUCAUCUCCUCGCUUCGGUUUUGACAAGGAAGGAGAGCGUGGAAAAAUCACUACUUUAUAGUUAUAAACACGGUUUCUCAGGAUUCGCCGCCCGUUUAACGGCUGAGGAAGCUCGCAGAAUGGCUGAAAAGCCCGGAGUAGUUUCGGUGUUCGUGGACCCCAUCUUAAACCUCCACACCACUCGAUCAUGGGACUUCUUAAACUAUCAAACCGACCUUAAAACUGAUCCGACUCCUGAUUUGGAUUCAGCGACUCGGGGCUCGGACACCAUCGUAGGCAUCCUCGAUACAGGAAUAUGGCCCGAGUCUGAGAGCUUCCAAGACAAGGAUAUGGGCCCAAUACCCACCCGGUGGAAGGGAACGUGCAUGGAGGCCAGUGAUUUCAAAGCUUCCAACUGUAACAGGAAGCUCAUAGGCGCACGAUACUAUAAUGACAGCACCGACGGCAAGGUGCAAGUGCAUGUACAGUCGCCUAGAGAUACGAUAGGGCAUGGGACCCACACAGCAUCGACGGCUGCAGGCAGCCCAGUCGCCAAUGUAUCUUACUAUGGCCUGGCGGAGGGGACAGCCAAAGGUGGGUCAACUGGAUCAAGGAUCGCCAUCUACAAGGUAUGCUCAUCCUACGGCUGCCGUGGAUCCAUAAUCCUGGCAGCGUUUGAUGACGCUAUACGCGACGGAGUCGACGUGCUAUCUCUGUCGCUGGGUGCAUCGUCGUUUCUGAGGCCCGGUUUUGACACCGAUCCAAUAGCAAUUGGAGCCUUCCAUGCAGUGGAGAAGGGGAUCAUAGUGGUUUGCUCGGCAGGGAAUGAUGGGCCUUCAUCAUCAUCGGUUGUCAAUGCUGCUCCGUGGAUCCUGACCGUUGCUGCUACUACCAUUGAUAGGGAUUUUGAAUCGGAUUGCGUCAUGGGUAAUAACAAAAUAGUCAAGGGUGAAGGCAUAAAUUUCUCUACCCUUCAAAAAUCUCCAACCUAUCCCUUGAUCUAUGGAGGGUCAGCUAAAUCGAAAUCAAUGUCGGAAAAUGAAGCAAGGAACUGCAAUCCUGGUGGAUUGGAUGGAGCUAAGAUCAAGGGGAAGAUUGUUCUAUGUGAACAGGCCGAUGGAAGCUAUUCAAAAAGAGAGAAAAUAGAUGCACUGAAGAGCUUAGGAGGGGUAGGAAUGGUUUUGGUUGAUGACUUGGAAAAAAUGGUGGCUCUUAGUUCAGGUUCUUUCCCCUUCACUGUUGUCUCUUCUAAUGACUCUGCUGAUAUCCUUUCCUACAUUAACUCAACCAGCAACCCAUUUGCAACCGUUCUACCAACAGUCACUGUGACCAAGUAUAAGCCGGCGCCUGCUGUUGCAUACUUCUCAUCCAGAGGCCCUUCUCCAACCCAAAACAUUAUCAAGCCGGAUAUUGCUGCACCAGGUGUGAACAUCCUUGCAGCAUGGAUUAAAACCAAUGACACUUCAGGAGUCCCAGAAGGGCAGCAGCCAUCCCAAUUCAAUUUGCUCUCAGGGACUUCCAUGUCAUGCCCACAUGUCUCAGGCACUGCAGCCACAAUCAAGUCUAACAACCCCACAUGGAGUCCCUCUGCUAUCAAAUCAGCCAUCAUGACAACAGCUUUUCAAUCAAACAAUGAAAGGGCGACGAUUACAACAGAAACAGGUUUGGUGGGCACAGCUUACGAUUUUGGUGCAGGGGAGAUAAACCCAUCUGGAGCAUUACAGCCAGGGCUAGUGUAUGAGACCAAUAUAGAAGAUUACUUACUCUUCUUAUGUAAUUAUGGGUACAAGCUUUCCGCAAUCAAGAAUAUUGCAACUGUGAUCCCUGAUGGUUUCGACUGCCCAGUAAAUUCUAGCACAGAUUUGAUCUCCAAUCUCAACUACCCAUCAAUUGCCAUCUCCAAACUCAAUGAGAAAGAGAGCAAGAAAGUGAGUAGAAGUGUCACAAAUGUGGGCCCUGAAGAGGACACAACCUAUGUUGCAAGCGUCUUAGCACCACCUGAAUUGGAUGUUAAAGUAGUGCCUAAUAAACUGCAAUUCACUAAUGGCAGUAAGAAGCUCAGCUACCAGACGAUCUUCUCAUUGUCCUCAUCUUCUCCAUUGAAAGUUGAUGCAUUUGGGUCUAUUACUUGGACUAAUGGAAAAUACAAGGUUAGGAGUCCAUUUGUGAGUAGAAGUGGUUGACUUCAAUGUUCCGUUUGAGGGGUUUGUUAGAAAUUGGAGUUGAUUAUAAGUGAAUGUAAAACAAACUGGACUUGGACUGCAUCAAUAACCUGUGUGAUGCUAAAAAGAUCAAAACACGUAUCUGAUGUUUGAGUCCUGAUUUCAUUUUUCUACUGCAAGAUAUAUAAUUAUGGAA